CCCCCUCGUAUGGGGGACGAGACCUCAUUCCAGGAUGUAAACAGUGUCCGCCAUCUUUGCUAACAUUAGCGCUAACAGGACCAAGUGUCAUCGGGGAACCUAACAAAGAAAAGAAGGAAGAUAUUUGUCAAAAAUACUACCCCUAUGCUAGUAAUACAAAGCUAAAUGCUAAUCGGUGAAGUAUUCCUUUAAGAGACUUGACUAAAAAUGUUACCGUAAAUAUGUUUUAUACUGUUCAAAUUGUUGUUGAUGGCGUACAGUGCAGUGUUGUUUUUCUAAAUAAACUGUUAAACUUGUUAAAACAGCAUUUUAUGGGCCAAAGCACACGUUUUCUGGUCCUUUUGUGGUUAAAAUAAGUACAAAAAUCCAGGCAGACCUUUUGAGAGUUAGGUGAUAAAGGGUUCAUAUAUUUUCAAAAUGUCUUUUUAGUUCUCAGAGAGUGCUUUUUAAAUCGUAGAUUUAACACAGGGUGCACUUGGUGAGCGACAACAAUCACACCUGUGAGCACUUGUGUACACUGAUGUGGUCAAACUGGAAUAACUCACAGGGAAGCGGGGGGGGGGGGGAUAAAGGUUAAGUCGAGCCAAAUAAAACACAAUCCACCCCGUGAGAUGGUGACACAUGGUUCAGCCCGGUCAUCUGGCUGCAGCAUUUCAGGUGUCCUCAGCUUCCAGCCACAACUUUGCCUGAAGCAGGAAGAGGCCGCCCAUGACCCAGCACACCUGUCUGGAAGAACACACACACACACCCUGGGAUUAGAUGAAAAGCAGACAGACAGGGAAGUUCCAACAUGCUGGAGAGUGUGAGGACAACAGGGGGACAAAGCCAAGGACUGACGGACACAUUGAAGCCAGUGGACGACAGCAGCAGCAGCAGCAGCAGCAGCAGGAGGUGGUGGUGCUGCAGAUCCCGACGUUGCAUUUUUUUAUUUGUUCUGUUUUUGGGCGUUUUUGGCAUUAUUUACUACACCAACAUCAUGGGAAUGGCAAUGGACUGGAACCCUGAUUGGUGGCUGCAACAUCCGGCAAACUCCACCACUCACAGGUGGUUGGUUCCUUCAGAGACGCUGAACAUGGACGAGGCUUUAGCCGAAAUGGUAAAUUCCAGUAUCACAACCACCAGCAUAACCAGUGCUACCACAAGCACCGGCAUCAGAACCACCAGCAACAGCAGCAGCAGCAACAGCAGCAGCAGCAGCAGCAGCAACAGCAGCAACAGCAGCAGCAGCAGCAGCAGCGUCAGUGUCCCCGCUGAGACCAACCAAUCCAACAAUGACUCGGUGCCAACAACCCCGCCUCCCUAUGUGUCUCCAGGUCCAUAUUUGGUGGAAUAUCCCUACCAGUAUCACUUCAUCAUGAAUGAGCCGCAGAAAUGUGCAGAGCAGAAGCCUUUCGUGGUUCUGAUGGUCCCUGUGGCGCCAAAAAACAGGGCCGAUCGAGACAUCGUCCGUAAAACAUGGGGAAGUGAAAGUGUGGUACUGGACAAAGUGGUGACGGUGAUCUUCCAGCUGGGGCUGUACACUGGAGAGGGAGGCGAGCAGCUCCGAGAACAGCUGCUGCAGGAGAGCAACGAGCACCGGGACCUGAUCCAGAGCGACUUCGUGGACUGCUACAAGAACCUGACCAUCAAGACCAUGGUGAUGAUGGAGUGGCUGGACACCUACUGCUCCAACGCCUCGUACGCCAUGAAGAUCGAUUCAGACAUGUUCCUGAAUGUUCCCAGACUCGUCACGAUGUUGUCAAACGCUCCAAAAUCAAACUACAUGACGGGACUUGUGGCAAACGGUGGUCAAGUUCUUAGAGAUCCAAAUUCAAAAUGGUUCCUUCCCCACGAGGUUUUCCCAAGGUCAUAUUACCCGCGUUAUGCUCUGGGUCUUGGCUACGUCCUUACUUUGGACCUCCCAAAAAAGCUGCUGGAGGGAGCCAAACACGUGAAAGCGGUCUACAUUGAAGACGUGUAUUUGGGCUUGUGCAUGGAGCACCUGGGCAUCAACCCCACUGACUCCCCAGACUGGAACUAUUUUCAUGUCUUUGCUGUUCCGUACAAUCGCUGCACUUUCUCCAAACUAGUCGCCACAACGACGUUUACUGACGCCGAUCGUAUGGCCAUGUGGGCCGACUUUUCAAAGCCGGGUCCGCACUGCUGACGCACGAGAGCUGAACACGGUGAAGACGUCGGCUCAAAGCUUCUCAGGUCUGUUUACUGAACUCUUCCACCCACACAACAGUUUGUAAUUGAUCUGCCUCCAGCUCAGGGCAUUGUUUGAAGGAGCAUUGUCUUAAACCCAUUAUUUUUACAGCACAGAAAGGAAAGGGCUACAAUAAAAUAUGUAUUUAUGAUGAAUAUAAAGCUGCAAUUUUUUUAGUUUUCAAGAAUCUCUGCGUUGGCAGAUUGUUGUGCUGUGCGGCCAUGGCGGCACACGGAGCGUCAGAUUAGCCAGCACCUCCCGUUGACCAUGAAGGACACUGUACAGUAGAAAUGACGAUUGUGACGUUAUUCACAUGUUAGAUGAUAGUUAAGACGACAGUUGUGGCGGCAGCCGGAGACGCAGAAGGAAAUGAAGCUUUAUGUGAUGAACUAAUGUGACCGUGACUGAAGAGAUGCAUUAUAAUGUAUGUAAAGUGUACAGUAAGUCUCUCCAUGAUGUACAAAUUUCAGAGGUGGUUCUACAGGGGAUGUAUAAUAAAUGGGUCUGUCAAACACA
Molecule: messenger RNA, 2704 nt
Organism: Solea solea (common sole)
Lineage: Eukaryota; Metazoa; Chordata; Actinopteri; Pleuronectiformes; Soleidae
Product: beta-1,3-galactosyltransferase 1-like
Exons: 4
Coding region: 791-2146 (451 amino acids)
Cellular component (GO): membrane
Molecular function (GO): N-acetyl-beta-D-glucosaminide beta-(1,3)-galactosyltransferase activity
Source: RefSeq, a predicted model, not a curated record